Molecule: messenger RNA, 458 nt
Organism: Notothenia coriiceps (black rockcod)
Lineage: Eukaryota; Metazoa; Chordata; Actinopteri; Perciformes; Nototheniidae
Product: excitatory amino acid transporter 3-like
Exons: 5
Biological process (GO): L-glutamate transmembrane transport
Cellular component (GO): plasma membrane
Molecular function (GO): L-glutamate transmembrane transporter activity; glutamate:sodium symporter activity; neutral L-amino acid transmembrane transporter activity
Source: RefSeq, a predicted model, not a curated record
GCAUCGUUUUGGGCGUGGUUCUGAAGACAUUUGUCCCCAUGUCAAACCUCACCAUAGACUACCUCGGAUUCCCUGGAGAGGUUUUCAUGCGGGUUCUUCAGAUGGUCACCAUUCCUCUAAUGGUGACAAGUGUCAUAACAGGAGUCUGUAGUAUGAGUGCUGGCUCCUCCAGAAAAAUCUCUAUCCGAGCAGCAGUAUACUUCAUCUCAACUACGCUGGUGGCCGUGACGAUAGGAUUAAUUCUGGUGCUGUUGGUGAAGCCUGGGGUUGGUCAGAAUGACCCGAUGCGUGAGCUGGAUGAAGAUGAUGAUGGAGCCUUAUCCACACUCGAGGCCUUGAUGGAUCUUUUCAGGAACAUGGUGCCCAUAAAUCUGGUUCAGGCCACCUUUCUUCAGUACAAGACUCGGAAGGUGAGGUUUGAAGUUGCUGAAACUGACGAAGAAACUGGCCAGGAAACG